This is a messenger RNA of Octodon degus (degu), 654 nucleotides long. It is a transcript of the gene Vma21, whose product is annotated as VMA21, vacuolar ATPase assembly factor. Gene Ontology annotation, biological process: vacuolar proton-transporting V-type ATPase complex assembly. The transcript has 4 exons. Gene Ontology annotation, cellular component: endoplasmic reticulum membrane. Bases 260 to 622 code for a protein of 120 amino acids. Lineage: Eukaryota; Metazoa; Chordata; Mammalia; Rodentia; Octodontidae. The record is from RefSeq and is a predicted model, not a curated record.
CUUUGUCCCAUUGGUGGCUUUUGAGCAGCUGCAUACUAUGUUUAUAACUUUAAGUGGAUGUCAGGGUCACUGGCUACUGGCUUGGGCCAGUCACUCUCAGCAAGAGCUCUUUCAAGUGGCAGAUCUUUAGUUAUACAAGCUCGGCUCCUCUACACCCAGUCGCCUAGCUCCCGAAGCUCCACGCCUGGGGCCGAGUCUGAGACCAGAGGUGCUAAGUACAGCUGAGGGGCGGCAACACAGCCGCCCACCCGGGAGGACUAUGCUGCGCGGAAAGGCCCGCCUCAACGUGGAGUGGCUGGGGUACUCGCCCGGCCUGCUCUUGGAACACAAGCCCCUCCUGGCUGGGCGUACGCCACGCAGCCCCCGCGGAAAUGAAAGUUCCUUGGCAUCGACCUUGAAAACGCUUCUGUUUUUCACGGCUCUUAUGAUAACUGUGCCCAUCGGCUUAUACUUUGCAACCAAAUCCUACAUCUUUGAAGGUGCCUUUGGGAUGUCCAAUAGGGACAGCUAUUUUUAUGCAGCUAUUGUCGCAGUGGUUGCUGUUCACGUGGUGCUGGCCCUUUUUGUGUAUGUGGCUUGGAAUGAAGGCUCACGACAGUGGCGAGAAGGAAAACAAGAUUAAUGCGACCUCACCUUUUGAUAGCAUUAAAUUUU